Molecule: messenger RNA, 361 nt
Organism: Staurois parvus
Lineage: Eukaryota; Metazoa; Chordata; Amphibia; Anura; Ranidae
Source: the annotation of a GenBank genome assembly
UGGGGUCCCCGGGCAAUAGGGGAUCAUGGUGCCCCUGUGACCUUGCCCAAACUCAAAAAAGCCUAUGAAAAAGGUACCAGGGGCAUCUUAUGGGGCCCCCUAAUGACCCCGGGCCCUCGGGCAGUGCCCGAGUUUCCAAACGGUCAGUCCGCCCCUGUUCUAGACUGUGAAAAAGUCUCGCACAUGGGGCGGACUGACAACUCAUGGGGCCCCCGGGCAAUAGGGGAUCAUGGGGCCUCUGUGUCCUUGCCCAAACCCAAAAAAGCCUAUGAAAAAGGUACCAGGGGCAUCUCAUGGGGCCCCCUACUGACCCCAGGCCCUCGGGCAGUGCCCGAGUUUCCAAAUGGUUAGUCCGCCCCUG